AUGACAUCGAAUUUUAUGAAAUUCAGCAGUCUAAUGAUCGGGAAAUUCACCCGUGUGGCCACUUUGCCUGCUCAUCACACUGAUUUGGUCCAAAGAGUUUCGAUUCUGAGAAACAAGCUUUUAGCUAUUGGUAACAGUAAGGAAAAGUUCGAUAGCGUUUUGGAUCAGGAUGGUCAAUGGUUGUUUAGGAGUUAUCGUGAUGGUGCUGGAAUCAUUGAGCUUAUGGACCAACUCUUUCCUCGCCAUUACUUGGCUCUUCAGGUUUUAGAGUGGAGGAGAAGACAGGUAGAUUGUUGUAUCCCUUUGACAUCGGAAGAGUAUGCAAAAGGAAUCAAAAUUGCGGGCCGAGCUCGAGACAUUAACCUUGCGGUCUAUCUAUUCAAUGAGGCAGCUAGGAAACGAAUUCAGACGACUUCAGUUUACAAUGCUUUGAUGAGUGCUUACAUGUGCAACGGGCUUGCCGAGGAAUGCCAGUCACUUUUUAGAGAUUUCAAGAGGCAGACGCAUUGUGCGCCGACCGUUGUGACUUAUAAUAUUCUAAUAUCAGUCUAUGGUCGACUUCUGAUGGUAAAGAAUAUGGAAGCAGCUUUCGAAGAAAUACACAAAUUAAAGCUUUUUCCGAAUUGUGGCACUUACAACUGUCUCAUUGCUGGUUACCUGACUACCUGGAAGUGGGAUAAAAUGGAAGCUACUUUCCGAGAAAUGAAGACGGGUCCAGUUGAGCCUGACACCGAUACGUAUCUGCUAAUGCUUCGAGGGUAUGCAAAUUCAGGGAAUUUGAGUAAGAUGGAAGAAAUCUAUGAAUCGAUUAAAUAUCAGGAUGGUUUGAACAGAGGUCCUUUGGUCAGGGCCAUGAUCUGUGCAUAUUGUAAGAAAGCUGUUGCAGGUAGAGUCGAAAAAAUUGAAAAUUUACUGAGUCUUCUCUCUGGGGAGAUGUAUUUUCCUUGGUUAAAUGUGCUUUUGAUUCGACUAUAUGCUCAAGAAGACAUUCUGGAAGCAAUGGAGAGUAAAAUUAACGAGGCAUUUGAGCAUAAGACAUGUGUUAAUAAAUCAAGUAUUAUGAGGGCAAUCAUUUUAGCUUACUUCAGGUGUAAUGAAGUUGACAAUCUUACUACUUUCAUCAAGCGCGCAGAGUCUGCUGGCUGGAAACUAUGCAGAUCUCUCUACCACUGUAAGAUGGUAAUGUAUGGCUCUCAAAAACGGUUUGAAGAAAUGGAAAGCGUUGUAAGUGAGAUGGAAGAGACUAAUUAUGGGCUUGUAACUAAAACGUUCGCCAUUAUGUACAAGGCUUAUAAAAGACAUGGAAUGGAGUCAAAUGCUGAUAAAGUGAUGGGAAAGAUGCUGAAACAUGGCCAUCGAACUCAAUCGGCUUUAGAUGCUCCUUAA
Molecule: messenger RNA, 1386 nt
Organism: Arabis nemorensis
Lineage: Eukaryota; Viridiplantae; Streptophyta; Magnoliopsida; Brassicales; Brassicaceae
Source: the annotation of a GenBank genome assembly